Messenger RNA from Lindgomyces ingoldianus, 957 nucleotides. RefSeq lists its product as uncharacterized. The coding region runs from base 1 to 957 and encodes 318 amino acids. Lineage: Eukaryota; Fungi; Ascomycota; Dothideomycetes; Pleosporales; Lindgomycetaceae. The record is from RefSeq and is a predicted model, not a curated record. The transcript has 6 exons.
AUGUAUAGGAUAUUCGGUAUCAUGGGCCCGCUUUUCAACUUACUAGAUGCUUCUUUUGGUGUUAAAAUCUCGCAAGAAGCACGCAGGAAUCUCAAUAUUCCAUUGCCUAAGCUCACUCAAAAGCUAAACUCUUCAAAGCAACACUCUAAACCCAAACAUCCAAUGUCUCUUAGACCUCCACCCAGCAGUCUUCACCCGCGAACCCUCCAACUACCCUCGCGAAGCCUCUACCCUCUGCGUGAGCCCCCAGACUUCGGCGACCUUGGUCUUUUCUUGAUACCGCGCUCAACCCUGCCCAAUACCUCAUCCACACACAAGCGAAAUAAUCAGAGCGCACUCCUCCCAGUAUACCCACCCCGACUUCCGAGAAAAAGUACCACGAGGCUUGAAUAUUCUUGUUGCAAGAAAGGCGUUCGGAUGUGGUUUGCUUCGACAAGAAGCUGCAGGGCUUCCAACGGGCCGUACUACGGUCCGUACAAAGUGAACCGUAACGGUCACGUGUUCAGUACGAACGUACUGAGUUCUUACGAUACGUACACCUACCUCUCCUCCUCCCUGUCGUACGAACGUACACAAAAUCUCACCCGUACAGGCCUUAAAAUCGCCCAAUUGUACAGUACUACGCCUCGAUUGAACAUCUCUAUCGGCCUGAAAUCUAGCAAGCUUAAAGUAGAGGAUAGAGAUCAUAGUUUCGAGUUCAGCGAAUUAGAGAGGAAGUUUAUAGAGUUGAGUAAAAUUACGCAGGCUUUGCUCAAGAAUUGUAAAGAGCUGUUCCAGGCGAGGUGUAAACUGAGUAGUAUCAAGUCGCCAUUGGAACGAAAACGUCGGGGCUACAAUGGUAAGAGUCAGGUGGAAUUCCUCCCUGCUGUUGAAGUCAUUGAUGCUAUAUUUGGCUGGAUGGUCUUCCAGUCCUCCACUUCACAGUGGUUGAUUGAAGUUGAACCCAAUGCUCUCUGA